Messenger RNA from Dicentrarchus labrax (European seabass), 3115 nucleotides. RefSeq names its product sphingosine-1-phosphate receptor 5a (gene s1pr5a). Bases 738 to 1943 code for a protein of 401 amino acids. The transcript has 2 exons. NCBI's taxonomy places the organism in Eukaryota, Metazoa, Chordata, Actinopteri, Moronidae. Gene Ontology annotation, molecular function: sphingosine-1-phosphate receptor activity. The record is from RefSeq and is a predicted model, not a curated record. Gene Ontology annotation, biological process: G protein-coupled receptor signaling pathway. Gene Ontology annotation, cellular component: membrane.
CCAGAAGAGCAACCUAGAGCUGCAGUGAUCGACAGCCAUAAUUACACUUCAAAAGCAUAUUGAAUACAAACAGGAGCCAAAAAUACACAUGGCAACGUUUUACAGAAACCUGGCUGUACCUGGAGGCAAACUGAUAGGAUGGCAAUAUCACUUUCUUCCUCCUUCUUUUGAAAUGACAAACACAUUAUCUGUCACCGAGCUCUAAUUCCUCCUGAGGGCAAAUCAGAAAAAAGAAAGGGAAAAAAAACCCUCGAGGGGUCAGACGAAGGAGGGAGUAACAUCGUUGAAGGGCACCAACAUUAUAGACCAACCCACUGCAUGUUGAGUCCUGCCCUGCUCUUUUCCCACAUCAUACUCACAUGUCGCUGUGGAGCGGUGAGAGACUGAGUGCGCGUCCUCCUCCUGUCCUCCUCCGGCCGUGGGAUCACUUCUGUCGUUGAGGUUUCGCUGGAUAUUUUACACGCUUUUACAGGCUGGCUCUCAUCGCCUCCUAGUGGCACAGGGCAUCGAAAACUUCUGAUUUCUGGAGGAAAAUUUCUCAAACCACAGGAAAUCCUACUUGAUAGCUUCAAAAGGAGCACUUUUUUUCUCUGUGUACAACAGCUGACUGCCUCUGUCUUUUUUUUUAAAACCAAAGAAAGAAAUGCACAACCAGGGGAAUAUAUGACACCUUCUCUGUGGAUCUAAUCAUCAACUCAGAAAAGAAAAAGGCAUCUACCCUCUGGAAGCUCCAAAUAAUGGCCACAGAGACUUUCCACGCUGCCUAUGCUGCUGAGCACCCGUCUGCAAUGCCUGUGUCCCCCUCUGAAGGGAACCUGCUUCGGAUGUUUCGUGCGUACCAGAGCAACGAAGUCAUCAUUGAGCACUACAACUACACAGGCAAACUGAAGGAGAACAAGUACAAGGAAGGACUCAAACCAGAUGCCAUAGCUUUCCUGCUCGUCUGCCUGCUUAUAGUUGUAGAAAAUGCGGUGGUGCUUGUGGCUAUCUGGAAGAAUAAGAAGUUCCAUCUGCCCAUGUACUACUUACUGGGCAACCUGACUCUCUCUGACCUGCUCGCAGGCUUCACCUACAUGGUAAACAUCAUCAUGUCUGGUGCCAACACAUUAAACAUGACCCCGGUGCUGUGGUUCCUGAGGGAAGGGGGUGUGUUCAUCAUGCUUGCCGCCUCCGUCAUCAGCCUGCUGGCCAUUGCCAUUGAGCGCCAUGUGACCAUGGUGAGGAUGAAGCCGUACCAGGGGGACAAACAGGGGCGGAUGUUUGCUCUGAUUGGAGCGAGCUGGGUGCUGUCUGUGUUCCUGGGCAUCCUGCCGGUCCUGGGCUGGAACUGCAUGGGGCAGCUGGACCAGUGCUCCACAGUCCUCCCGCUCUACGCCAAGAGUUACAUCCUCUUCUGUAUCACCAUCUUCAGCGCCAUCCUCAUGUCCAUUGUGGUGCUGUACGUCCGCAUCUUCCGCAUUGUCAAGUCCAACACCCAACGCCUUGCCGCAGUUCCACAGCGCAAAGGCCUCUACCGCAAGUCCCAGAAGUACAUGGCCCUGCUGAAGACAGUCACCAUAGUCCUGGGGGUCUUCAUCGCAUGUUGGCUGCCCCUCUUCAUCCUCCUCCUGCUGGACUUCUUCUGUCCAGCCAAAAGCUGUGAGGUGCUCCUGAAAGCGGACUAUUUCCUGGGCAUCGCUAUGUUCAAUUCCCUUCUUAACCCCAUCAUCUACACCCUGACCAGCAAGGACAUGAGGAGGGCCAUCCUCAGGCUGCUCUGCCGACCCUGCCUCUUAACUAAAGACGGACAGGUGAAGAAGAUUGGGAUGCCCUUCCUGGAGUGCAGCACAAGCAAGACUGAUGCGGCCUCUCACAGACUGGAGGGACUGGAGACGACAGUAUCCUCUGGUAACUUAACACCCUCUACUAUCAAGGCCAUUUACCCCAGGAUGUUGAAAACAUGACACGGUGGCUCACUUAACACUGAGAGCAUUUAGACUGAAGUGUAAACAUGUACGACAGGAGCUGAAGAUUUGUGUUGCACUCUGCUAAAGUUGAGGUAUUAAUCUUCAUGGAACAGAGCAAGCUUUAUGUAUGUGAUAGAUGUCCAAACUGGGAGAAAGACAUUUACUUUUUCAACUUUAUGUACAUGUUUUCCAUUACAGCCCAAUCAUGAAAAACAGGAAAUGUCAAUGCAUUAAUAGCUGGCAGUUUCUUGUGAAAAACCGCAUUACAUUUUUAGACAUUGAAAACAAGGCCAGUAUUUGUCAAGGGACUCCCCUUCUGGAGUUUGAUUCUUUUAUCAGUGUUUGCUUUUGCACCUAAAAUGAAAUCAAAGACUGUGUGCAGACGCUUCACAUAAAUACUUACAACCAUGCUGCACAUCUGCUACACCGUGGCCAAAGCCCAAAGAUGAGAUUUAUCCUUACCUCCUCUCCCUGUGUAGCAUAUAAUGAUAUGUUGUUACAAACACAGAGCAUCCACACCCAAACUCGGCUGCCAAAACCAUGUAAUUUCUGCCAUGUGAGUUUCGGUCAGCAGUAAUUCUGGGUCGAGGUCCUCUCGGCCGAGAUCAGAGGCUCGGUGGGCUGGAGACGUACUAAACACGUCAUAUGGAGGGUUGGUGCUGAGUGGUUUGCAGCUUUGGAGGUCCCUUCGACAUAUGUAGCAACACAUGAUGAAUGACUAAAAGCAAUAAAGCUGACAGUGGAGGUUUGUUGAUGCCUUCUUGGUCCAAAGGAGUAGAACAUCACAGUGAUAUGACACAGUAAAGCUUGUGGACAAUAAGAACAAAAGAAGAGUAUUUUUCUUCUUGGAGAACGUUCAUCAUGAAAUUAUAUUAAUCAAUUUUUCUUGUGAGAAAGAGCGGCAGAAAUCUGUUAAACCCACACACAGAGUGUGUGGGCAUUAAAGUUAUGGGGAAUUUCAUUGUAGUCAUAAUGACAUAAAAGCAAAUACUAUUGUACAUAAAUGUAAAAAGAAAAAAAAAUACUUUACUUUUUUUUAGUAUACUUUGUAAAUAUCUGUAACCUUUUCUAAUCUCAUCAGAGCUGCAUUUUGUAUUGUAAAAACCUCACUUAAGUUAUGAUGCCAGUUUUAUAUCUGCACUGAAUAAAACAUAUGUGAAUGAUGUUUA